Molecule: messenger RNA, 309 nt
Organism: Scheffersomyces stipitis CBS 6054
Lineage: Eukaryota; Fungi; Ascomycota; Pichiomycetes; Serinales; Debaryomycetaceae
Gene: DAG7
Product: Dag7p
Exons: 1
Source: RefSeq, a predicted model, not a curated record
CACGCUGGUCAAGGUACCUACUACGAUACCGGCUUGGGUGCUUGUGGUAUCACCAACGUCGAUACCGACUUCAUUGUCGCUGUCUCCAAGGAUCUUUUCGACGAAAACCUCACCGACGGAAACCCUAACCACAACCCAUUGUGUGGAAAGAAAAUCAGAGCCUUCUACCAAGGAAAGUCUGUAGAUGUCGCCAUCACCGACAGAUGUGUCGGCUGUAAGUACAACGACUUGGACUUCUCGCCUGCUGCUUUCGAAACCAUCGCUGACAUAGCUUUGGGUAGAAUCGAUAUCACUUGGGAAUGGCUUUAG